AUGGUUCUUCCAUCUAUUACCCUAUUAGGCUGCAAUCCAAUGGAAGAAAUGCUCUCUAUGACAAGUGUCGGCUCAGCUUUUAAGCCCUACUAUCGCCCUGAUCAGCUGUUGGUAGCCAUGCCGGAGACCAAGCCACUUAGGAAAUUAUACUCCGAUCCCGAACCAGCCGCUUCGAGUCCAGGUGAGAAUAAUGGCGGAAGCAAAGGUCGACGGAAAAGGACCACAUUCACUCAACAACAGGCUGCUAUUUUGGAAAGGGUUUUUAAUUCAUGGUUUCUGAUCUGUAAGAACGGAUAUUAUUUCAGGAGUACCUCACGGAGCGGUACAUGGUCCGUGACAAGAGAACACAGUUGGCUGAUUCGCUUAGGACUCUCGGAGGCUCAGGUGAAGACGUGGUUCCAGAAUCGACGAGCGAAGGACAAGAGGGAGAAGAAAACCGACAGUCCACAAAGAAGUCCGUCCGAUUCUGCGAAUGUGUCUGUAGCGGACGAUUCCGUUCUAGAAAAUAGCCUGUCAUCGUCGUUGAUGUCACCGUCGCCAUCUGUCGAGCCUGCAGCGACCGUCGCGACUCCCACGCCACCAUCUCAAGUGAAGCAGGAGACCUCGCCGAUGCUGCAAAAUCAUCAAGUGCUCACGGGACUUCUCCAAGGACGGCCUUUACCGGAAUAUCCACAGUACUUCGUGAAUUUGGGACUGCCCCACACGGAACCGCCCGCUUUUCUUCCCAAUCCUGUGAUCAAAUCCGAGAUCGCUUGUGGGGAGAACACCGUGAAAGACAUCUACAAAAUGCCCACAAACAUCUACGAACAGGGUUUCCCGUCAAUUUACACUCACAUUCCUUUCGGUUUUAGCCCAGUCACUUCAUCCAACAGCCCAGGUUAUGUCCCUGAACCGUUGGCACCGAUUGCCAAUGAUGACACCUUGGCUGCCGAACACACUCAGCUCACUGCUCUAUAA
Messenger RNA from Ostertagia ostertagi, 957 nucleotides. The record is from the annotation of a GenBank genome assembly. NCBI's taxonomy places the organism in Eukaryota, Metazoa, Nematoda, Chromadorea, Rhabditida, Trichostrongylidae.